AUGUCCGUGUCAGGGUUCAAGGCCAAACUGAAGUUGCUGGCGUCUACCUUCCACAAGAACCAGGAGCCUCAGUGGAGGCUCAUGCUCCACUGCAACAGGACGGUGAGGCGCCCGGCGGCGGCCUCGCGAGGCAGGCCGAGGGCGGAGAGGGGGCGCCCAGAGUCCCGGGACAAAGAGGAGCCUGCCCCGGAGAGGCCCGGGUUCUCCGCCCCUUUCUCCCUCAACUGGACCUGCCCUGCCCGGGGACUGCGCGAGGUUUGGGUGGCAGGAGGCGGAGGGCGCGUCUUUCGGCGACUCGCGCCCGGCUGGCUUGGGGGCUGCUGGAUCCUCUUGGCCCCCGCCGCCGCGCCCCGAGGUGGAAGCCCGCGGAAGCCAGAGCCCUCUCGGGACCCAAGGUCGUCCUCACCCUGGCAGAUUCUUUCUCUAUUUCAGAAUGGGACAACAGAAGAAGUGACUUCAGACGAAGAGGAAGAGGAAGAAGAGGAGAUGGCUGAAGAUAUAGAAGACUUAGAUCACUAUGAGAUGAAAGAAGAGCCUAUUAGUGGGGAAAAGUUGGAGGAUGAAGGAAUUGAAAAAGAAAAUUUGGCAAUAUUAGAGAAAAUUAGGCAAGACCAUUUAAAUGCUGCAGUGUCUGGGUCAGUGCAAGCUUCAGGUAGACUUAUGACAGAGCUCAGGGACAUAUACAAAUCACAGAAUUAUAAGACAGCUAAGGAUCUCUAA
Cercocebus atys (sooty mangabey) is the source of this 720-nucleotide messenger RNA. Its product is annotated as ubiquitin-conjugating enzyme E2 Q2-like. The record is from RefSeq and is a predicted model, not a curated record. Lineage: Eukaryota; Metazoa; Chordata; Mammalia; Primates; Cercopithecidae. The coding region runs from base 1 to 720 and encodes 239 amino acids. The transcript is spliced from 4 exons.